CCCUCUCCCUCUCCCUGCUGCCUCUCUCUCCCUCUCUCCCUCUCAGACACAACCAUGAAAAUCCAUAAAUCUUGUUUUAGUUUUACUACUGCAGUUACUUUCUUAUUCAUUGUUUUGGCCCCCAAACACUUCACCCGAUCCCUCGCUGAGCCCGCUGCCUCUGCUUACGACGCCGUUUUCUCCUCCGACCGGUGUUACAGCCUGGACCAGAAAGCAGAGACGAAGAACUCGCUGAAUUCCUCCGUGACUUGUAAAAACCAGACGCUCCGAUCACGAGCACCUCUAUCGGGCUGUGAAGUAUGGACCAAAGCGUGCUCGGAGGGGGUGCUGAGUAUAGCGCGGCAGCCGGAGACGGUGGAGUGGCUGAAACGGUUGAGGAGGAGGAUCCACGAGAAUCCAGAGCUGGCUUUCGAGGAGAUCGAGACAAGCCGGUUGAUCAGAGAGGAGUUGGAUCGGAUGGAAGUUAGUUAUCGAUAUCCUCUGGCUCAGACCGGUAUUCGGGCCUGGAUCGGCACCGGUGGUCCUCCUUUUGUUGCCAUCCGAGCUGACAUGGACGCGCUUCCUAUUCAGGAAGCAGCGGAGUGGGAGUACAAAUCUAAAGUUGCGGGUAAAAUGCAUGCUUGUGGGCACGACGCACACGUGACCAUGCUCAUCGGUGCGGCUAAAAUCCUCAAGAGUCGGGAGCAUUUAUUGAAGGGAACAGUGGUGCUGAUAUUCCAGCCAGCAGAGGAAGCGGGGAAUGGAGCGAAACGAAUGAUAGAAGAGGGGGCUUUGGAGGACGUGGAGGCCAUAUUUGCGGCUCACGUAUCUCACCAGCUCCCAACGGGCAUUAUCGGGUCGAGGCCCGGACCUCUGCUCGCUGGCUGUGGCUUCUUCAGAGCUGUCAUUAGUGGCAAAGGGGCUCGUGCUGCCACUCCUCACCGCUCUCUUGAUCCCCUCACGGCUGCUUCUGCCGCUGUCAUCAGCUUGCAGGGUAUUGUCUCCAGAGAAUCGGAUCCAUUAGAUUCCCAGGUUGUCUCAGUGACUUCUCUCAACGGAGGCAACAGUCUCGACGUGAUACCCGAUAAAGUGGUCCUUGGUGGCACUUUCAGAGCUUUCUCCAACGCAAGCUUUUACCAGCUCCUUGAAAGAAUAGAGCAGGUGAUUGUGGAACAAGCCAGCGUCUACAGAUGCUGGGGAGAAGUAGACUUCUUCGAAAAGGAAUAUACCAUUUAUCCUCCAACAGUUAACAGUGAUCGAACGUAUGAGCAUGUGAAGAAGGUGGCGACGGAUUUGCUGAGCGAAACAAAUUUCAGGGUGGUCCAACCCAUGAUGGGCGCUGAAGACUUCUCCUUCUAUUCCGAGGUGGUGCCUGCUGCUUUCUUCUACAUAGGAAUCAGGAACGAAACGUUGGGGUCUGUUCACACUGGCCAUUCUCCUCUUUUUAUGAUCGAUGAGGAUGCUCUUCCCAUUGGCGCUGCUACUCAUGCCUCCAUUGCUGAAAGGUAUCUCAUUGAACACCACUGAUUCUGCAUGUCUCAAAGCUACGCCUCACGGCUCCGGUUUGCAACUUAUUUUGUACAAAAUUAGAAUAGCCACGUUAGGUUUAUCGAAUCUUCCCUGUGCGCUCAUGUUGUCAUUUGGGCUGGGCUUGGAAGAUCCACUCAAAACAAAAGCCCGUUCUAUCGUUAUGUGGAUCUCCAGAAAAUGGGCCAAAAGUCAAAUUGUCAAUGGUGUUUCAAUUCGCUUUUGACGAAGAUGUCCAUGAGUGUAAACUACUAGGAAGCUCAGGAACUCGUAUAUACGGUUAGACCCAUAUUAUAAAGGAUAAGACUCGAUCGAAUAUUACUCUCCCAGAGAUUCAUAUUCAUUUGUUGCCCCUUCC
This is a messenger RNA of Neltuma alba, 1864 nucleotides long. RefSeq names its product IAA-amino acid hydrolase ILR1-like 6. NCBI's taxonomy places the organism in Eukaryota, Viridiplantae, Streptophyta, Magnoliopsida, Fabales, Fabaceae. Bases 55 to 1506 code for a protein of 483 amino acids. The record is from RefSeq and is a predicted model, not a curated record. Gene Ontology annotation, biological process: jasmonic acid metabolic process; auxin metabolic process. The transcript is spliced from 5 exons. Gene Ontology annotation, molecular function: hydrolase activity.